This is a messenger RNA of Coprinopsis cinerea okayama7#130, 1050 nucleotides long. RefSeq names its product endo-1,3(4)-beta-glucanase. The record is from RefSeq and is a predicted model, not a curated record. Bases 1 to 1050 code for a protein of 349 amino acids. Gene Ontology annotation, biological process: glucan catabolic process. Gene Ontology annotation, molecular function: hydrolase activity, hydrolyzing O-glycosyl compounds. Lineage: Eukaryota; Fungi; Basidiomycota; Agaricomycetes; Agaricales; Psathyrellaceae. The transcript is spliced from 4 exons.
AUGGUCUUCGUUUCCCUGCUUUCGAUCAUUUUAUUGGCUGUUUCGCCUCUGGAAGGCAUUGCGGGUUCUCAAAGCAACCUCCCGCUGCGUUUGGCUAGGCGCCACGCAAAAUUGGAACAAUCUUUACAUGCCAGGGACGACAUCGGUGACCCUCGUUACAAAUUAGAGGUCUUCUACAGAGGAGAAUCUUUUCUCAAUGACUGGGACUACUUCUCUGACCCAGACCCUACUCACGGCAAUGUGAAUUAUCAAACUCGCGAGAACGCCGUCGCAAAGAACCUUUCCUAUGUCCAGGAAGACGGGACCAUGGUUCUGGCGGUAGACGAUUUUACUGACGUGCCUGUUGGUGGCAAACGCGACUCUAUCCGUAUCAGCACAAAGAAACGGUACAAUGGUGGUCUGUUCAUCGCAGACUUCUGGAAGAUGCCACACGGGUGUAGCGUCUGGCCUGCCUAUUGGUCCGUGGGCCCAGAUUGGCCGAACGGAGUUACGUUCACAGGGGAAAUUGAUAUCUUGGAGGGCGUGCAUGAACAGCCCACAAACCAAUAUACUUUACAUUCCGGGCCUGGUUGCACGCUUUCCCUCGACGGGGUGGAAGUUGCAUCUAGGUUAAUGCACGACCAGUGUGCAAGCUCGAAUGGCGACAACCGAGGUUGCGGGUUCCUCGACACCGACGAGCGAAGCUACGGAGAGCCAUUCAACUCGGUCGCAGGUGGAGUCUUCGCCCACCUCUGGAACAACGAGGGAAUCAGAAUGUGGCAUUUCCCCCGAGGCGAGAUUCCCGCCGACAUCGAAGCUCAACAGCCCCAACCAGAUCUCUGGGGCAAACCUGUCGCCUUCUGGAGUUCCAAGACCUGCGAUAUGAGCGAACAUUUUUACGAUCACACUCUCGUAUUGGACACCACUAUCUGUGGCGAUUGGGCUGGCCCCACUUAUGGAAACUCUGGAUGCACUGGUACGUGCGCAGAAGCGGUGGCGAAUACGGAAAUUUUCAAAUGUGAGUAUCAUUCUGACAGCGCUUCUGCUCGAUCGAAUGAGAAGUUGACGUGA